Messenger RNA from Bactrocera oleae (olive fruit fly), 4516 nucleotides. It is a transcript of the gene pic, whose product is annotated as DNA damage-binding protein pic. Gene Ontology annotation, biological process: DNA repair; proteasome-mediated ubiquitin-dependent protein catabolic process. Gene Ontology annotation, molecular function: nucleic acid binding; protein binding. NCBI's taxonomy places the organism in Eukaryota, Metazoa, Arthropoda, Insecta, Diptera, Tephritidae. The record is from RefSeq and is a predicted model, not a curated record. Gene Ontology annotation, cellular component: site of double-strand break; nucleus.
UAAUUAUAAUUAAUACAUAUGUUUAGAUAAAUUAUCAUUAUCUAUUUGGUUACAAAAUAUAUGAUACAAUGAAACAUACAUUUUGUAUGUUAUGCAUAGAUCUAAAUUACUAGCUCAUAACUUUUACAAUGUAAUAUAUUAUUUCUAAGCCUUUGUGUGUUAAAUUCUUAAAAAAAAAUUAUUUUGUAAAAUGUUUGCAAAUACAUACAUUAAAUAAAAAUUGUUGUUGUUAAGAGCAGAUUUUAACUAUUUGUCGAUUUAAGUCAUUGUUGAUUUUAAUUGACAUACGUGGACUUGGUAACACUGCUGUCUGCUGAAUCUUUAGAAGACAGAGUUGUAAUCAGCAUAUCCAAAAAAAGGCGAAAAGUGAGAUUUGACGGUUUGCUGGGGUAAAAUCGUCCUUAAUAGAGGAAAAUUAUAAUUUUUUAGUUUUUGAAACGAUUUAAAGAAAACAUUAAUAUAUAGCAGAAGAAAUGUCACAUCAUUAUGUGGUUACGGCACAAAAGCCAACAGCAGUUGUUAGCUGCGUGACCGGUAAUUUUACAUCGCCAACUGAUUUAAAUUUAAUCAUUGCCCGAAACAGCCAGUUAGAAAUUGAUUUAGUUACGCCCGAAGGACUGCGACCAUUAAAAGAAGUAAAUAUUAAUGGCCAAAUAUCUGUCAUGCGUCACUUCCGUCCGCAGGAUAGUAAAAAGGAUCUACUUUUUAUACUUACAUUGCGAUACAAUGUUAUGAUACUGGAAUGCCGGAUGGUCGGGGACCAAAUUAGUGUUGUUACAAAAGCGCAUGGUAAUGUAUCCGAUCAAGUAAGCAUACCGACUGAGGGCGGUGUUAUCGCUGUUAUUGAUCCAAAGGCGCGAGUUAUUGGUAUGUGCCUUUACAUGGGUCUGUUCACUAUUAUACCCUUGGAUAAAGAGACAAGCGAAUUGAAGGCGACUAAUUUACGUAUGGACGAAUUAAAUGUUUACGAUGUGGAGUUUCUAUACGGCUGCAUUAAUCCCACAAUUAUUGUUAUACAUAAGGAUGUAGAUGGACGGCAUGUGAAGACGCAUGAGAUUAAUUUACGUGACAAAGAGUUUAUGAAAAUUGCCUGGAAACAAGACAAUGUAGAGACAGAAGCCACAAUGUUGAUACCAGUACCAACACCAUUGGGUGGCGCUAUUGUUAUUGGCCGUGAAUCGAUCGUAUACCAUGAUGGAAAUAGUUACCAUGCUGUAGCGCCUUCUACAUUUAAGCAAAGCACCAUUAACUGCUAUGCGCGCGUAGAUAGCAAAGGUCAACGUUAUUUGCUGGGAAACAUGUAUGGACAAUUGUUUAUGCUAUUCUUGGAGACUAUAGACAAUGGCAAAGGCGGCGUAUCAGUCAAAGAAAUUAAGGUAGAAUUACUAGGUGAAAUUUCCAUACCUGAAUGCAUAACGUAUUUGGAUAACGGCUUUCUCUUCAUUGGUUCAAAACAUGGCGACUCUCAGCUAGUUCGUUUAAGUACAACGCCCAACGAGAAUGGCUCCUACGUUAUACCCAUGGAGAACUUUACCAGUUUGGCACCUAUACUUGAUUUAGGUGUUGUAGAUUUGGAUCGACAAGGUCAAGGACAAAUUAUAACAUGCUCCGGCAGCUUUAAAGAUGGCUCACUACGAAUUAUACGGAUUGGUAUUGGUAUUCAGGAGCAUGCCUGCAUUGAUUUGCCUGGCAUAAAAGGUAUGUGGUCACUUAAAGUGGGUAUAGACGAAAGUGUCUUUGAGAACACAUUAGUACUGGCAUUUGUGGGUCAUACUCGAAUUUUGACUCUAACUGGUGAGGAGGUUGAAGAAACUGAUAUACCAGGCUUUAUUAGUGAUCAACAGACUUUCCAUUGCUCAAAUGUUGAUUAUGACCAGAUUAUACAAGUGACUCCACUUACUGUUCGUCUGGUUAAAAGUAGCACUAAAUCUUUAGUAGGUGAAUGGCAACCGCCAGAUGGUAAACGUAUUGGAGUAGUGUCGUGUAAUUCAUCACAAAUUGUUGUUGCUUCGGCAUGCAAUGUAUACUACAUUGAAAUCGAGAAUUGCGUUUUGGCGGAAAAAUCACACAGGGCUUUAGAAUAUGAAGUUGCUUGUUUGGAUAUUACCCCAUUAGAAGAGGGUAAAAAUAAAGCAGACCUUGUCGCAAUUGGAUUGUGGACAGAUAUAUCUGUUGUGAUUCUAUCACUGCCAAAACUGGAAACGAUGUACACUGAAAAAUUGUUUGGUGAAAUCAUACCACGUUCCAUUCUGAUGACUACAUUUGAAGGCAUACAUUAUUUGCUCUGUGCGCUUGGUGAUGGUUCCAUGUUCUAUUUCAUAUUAAAUAGAUUGGAUGGGCGUCUAAGUGAGAAGAAAAAAGUUACUUUGGGUACACAACCAACUACUUUGCGUACUUUUAAAUCAUUUGCCACAACUAAUGUAUUUGCCUGCUCGGAUCGUCCCACUGUUAUUUAUUCGUCAAAUCAUAAAUUGGUAUUUUCAAAUGUCAAUUUGAAGGAAGUAAAUCAUAUGUGCUCACUGAAUGCGCAGUCAUACCCAGACAGUUUGGCUUUAGCCACAAAGAAUUCGGUGAUUUUAGGCACCAUCGACGAGAUACAAAAGCUGCAUAUUCGCACUGUGCCACUGGGUGAGGGUCCACGACGCAUUGCGUAUCAAGAGAGUUCACAAACAUUUGGUGUGGCAACGCUACGUGUUGAUGUACAAGGUCGUGGUGGUCCCAAACCCACAAGACCGAGUGCCUCGACUCAAGCACAGAAUAUAACCUACGCAUCGAACAUUAUACCUAAACCGGGUGGCGGUAGUGCAGCAACUACAAAUGCUGAAGUUGGUCAAGAAUUGGAAAUAAACAAUUUACUUAUAAUCGACCAGAAUACUUUCGAGGUCUUACAUGCGCAUCAAUUUAUGCCAUCGGAAAGCAUAAUUUCACUGAUGUCCGCUAAACUUGGUGAUGAUCCUAAUACGUAUUAUGUUGUAUCCACCGCGCUAAUCUAUGCAGAUGAUCCAGAACCUAAAAUUGGUCGUAUAAUUAUCUUUCACUACAACGAAGGCAAGCUAACCCAAGUGGCCGAAACGAAAAUCGAUGGUUCAUGUAACUCCCUGGUGGAGUUUAACGGCAAAGUGUUGGCGGGCAUAAACAGUUUUGUGCGGCUUUAUGAAUGGACUAACGAAAAGGAGUUGCGCAUGGAAUGUAAUAUUCAGAAUAACAUUUCUGUAUUGUACCUAAAGGCCAAAGGUGACUUUAUUUUGGUUGGUGAUCUGAUGCGUUCGAUGACAUUGCUGCAGCAUAAACAGAUGGAAGGUAUUUUCGUUGAGAUUUCACGUGAUUGCGACCCUAAGUGGAUGAGGGCUGUCGAAAUCUUGGAUGAUGACACAUUUUUGGGUUCGGAGACCUACGGCAAUCUUUUCGUUUGUCAAAAAGAUAGCGCCGCCACGACGGAUGAAGAACGACAGUUAUUGCCAGAAGUUGCACGCUUUCAUUUGGGCGAUGUUGUAAAUGUGUUCCGUCACGGUUCCUUGGUAAUGCAAAACGUUGGUGAACGUACAACACCCAAUAUGGGUUGUGUGCUGUAUGGUUCCGUGAAUGGCGCCAUUGGUAUUGUUACGCAAAUACCGCAAGAUUUCUAUGAUUUCUUACAUAGCCUUGAGGAACGUUUAACAAAUACGAUUAAAUCGGUAGGAAAAAUAGAUCAUUCUUAUUAUAGAAGUUAUCAAACGACACAGAAGACCGAGCCGUGUGAAAAUUUCAUUGAUGGCGAUUUAAUUGAAAGUUUCCUCGAUUUGGGUAGGGAUAAAAUGAAGGAAACUGUUAUGGGCUUGGAGCUUACACUAAACGGUGAAAAGAAGGAGGCUGAUGUCGAUGAUGUAAUUAAAAUUGUCGAGGACCUCACGAGAAUGCACUGAAGUGCGCCUUUUAAUUUUAGUUUGAUCUUUCUGCUAUGUAAUGUCACAAUAUCUAUAUCGUUGCAAUAGAUUUCGAUGAAGUGAUUAAUUGAUUAAUUUGUUUAACCAAUAUGAAAGAGAAAUAAAUAUUAGGCUUACUUCGAAAACGUACCACCGCAAAGUAUCGAUACAGUAUGACUACAGGAUUUAUACAUCAUCGGUACAAAACGUCAAACCACAUUGCAAAGUGUUGCGUUGCAUAAUUUAACGUUAUAGACACCUUUUACGGCAAAAGCUUACUCUCGCAAUAAGUUAUUUUGUUUUUGCGAGCGUAAAGGAAAUUUAAAUAAAUGCUGAAUGUAAGCAAAUUUAGUAUAAAUUAAUAACACGAUUAAUAAGACAGCUUAUCAAUCUGACUCCGCCAUCGUUGCAUCCGUAAAUGUAAAAAAAGCAACUUUAUUUGUGAUGCGCGAUGUUCUCUGUCACUGCGCAUCAACUAACGGGUUAAUGUGUUUACAUGAUGCACUUUCAGAAAUAUUCGAAUGCAUUACAGAACAUUAUACUUUGUUUAUUUAUUGUUAUGCAUUGCAAUUGACGUUUUUGAAGUCAGCCUUACUUGUACACGAUCGUUAAAA